AUGGCCGCCGCUGCGACCAUGGCGGCAGCUGCUCGCGAGCUGGUGUUGCGGGCCGGGGCCUCAGAUAUGGAGGAGGAGGAGGGCCCGCUGGGGGGUGGUCCAGGUCUUCAGGAGCCUUUGCAGAUUGGAGAGUUGGACAUCACCUCUGAUGAAUUCAUCCUGGAUGAAGUGGAUGUUCACAUUCAGGCGAAUCUGGAGGAUGAGUUAGUAAAGGAAGCUCUUAAAACGGGUGUGGAUCUUCGUCACUAUUCAAAGCAGGUUGAGCUGGAGCUACAGCAGAUUGAGCAGAAAUCCAUUCGGGAUUAUAUCCAAGAGAGUGAGAACAUAGCAUCCCUGCACAAUCAGAUCACAGCCUGCGAUGCUGUCCUUGAGCGCAUGGAGCAGAUGUUGGGAGCUUUUCAGAGUGAUCUCAGCUCCAUCAGCUCUGAGAUCCGGACACUGCAGGAACAGUCAGGAGCCAUGAACAUUCGACUGCGGAACCGCCAGGCUGUCCGGGGGAAACUUGGGGAGCUUGUUGAUGGUCUCGUGGUGCCCUCUGCUCUGGUCACGGCAAUUUUGGAGGCACCAGUCACAGAGCCCCGGUUCUUGGAGCAGCUGCAGGAGCUGGAUGCUAAGGCAGCUGCGGUCCGGGAGCAGGAGGCUAGAGGCACAGCGGCCUGUGCAGAUGUCCGGGGCGUGCUCGACCGCCUCCGAGUCAAGGCUGUGACAAAGAUCCGAGAGUUCAUCCUUCAGAAGAUUUAUUCCUUCAGAAAGCCAAUGACCAACUAUCAGAUCCCACAGACAGCCCUGCUGAAAUACAGGUUUUUCUAUCAGUUCCUGCUGGGCAACGAACGAGCCACUGCGAAGGAAAUCAGGGAUGAGUACGUGGAGACGCUGAGCAAGAUAUACCUGUCUUACUAUCGCUCUUACCUGGGGCGGCUCAUGAAGGUGCAGUAUCCUUUCGAGGCCCUCUUCCGCAGCCAGCACUACGCCCUCCUCGACAACUCCUGCCGUGAAUACCUCUUCAUCUGUGAGUUCUUUGUGGUGUCUGGCCCGGCUGCCCACGACCUGUUCCACGCUGUCAUGGGCCGCACUCUCAGCAUGACCCAGAAACACCUGGAGUCUUACCUCGUUGACUGUUACGAUGCCAUUGCUGUUUUCCUCUGCAUCCACAUCGUCCUCCGGUUCCGCAACAUCACAGCCAAGAGGGACGUUCCUGCCCUGGACAGGUACUGGGAGCAGGUGCUCGCCUUGUUGUGGCCGCGGUUCGAGCUGAUCCUGGAGAUGAACGUGCAGAGCGUCCGCAGCACUGACCCUCAGCGCCUCGGCGGGCUGGACACUCGGCCUCACUACAUCACACGCCGAUACGCAGAAUUCUCCUCGGCUCUUGUCAGCAUCAAUCAGACGAUUCCCAACGAACGGACCAUGCAGCUGCUGGGCCAGCUCCAGGUGGAGGUGGAGAAUUUUGUCCUCCGGGUGGCAGCUGAGUUCUCCUCGAGGAAGGAGCAGCUUGUGUUUCUGAUCAACAACUACGACAUGAUGCUGGGGGUGCUGAUGGAGCGGGCGGCGGAUGACAGCAAAGAGGUUGAAAGUUUCCAGCAGCUGCUCAACGCGCGGACACAGGAAUUCAUUGAAGAGUUGCUGUCUCCCCCCUUUGGGGGCCUGGUGGCAUUUGUAAAGGAAGCUGAAGCUUUGAUUGAGCGUGGACAAGCGGAUCGACUUCGAGGGGAAGAAGCCCGGGUUACUCAGCUGAUCCGUGGCUUCGGCAGUUCCUGGAAAUCGUCGGUGGAGUCUCUGAGUCAGGAUGUGAUGCGGAGCUUCACCAACUUCAGAAAUGGAACCAGCAUCAUCCAGGGAGCUCUGACCCAGCUGAUCCAGCUCUAUCAUCGCUUCCACCGGGUGCUGUCUCAGCCGCAGCUGCGAGCCCUCCCUGCCCGGGCCGAGCUCAUCAACAUCCACCACCUCAUGGUGGAACUCAAGAAGCACAAGCCCAACUUCUGA
Rangifer tarandus platyrhynchus (Svalbard reindeer) is the source of this 1980-nucleotide messenger RNA. The record is from the annotation of a GenBank genome assembly. Lineage: Eukaryota; Metazoa; Chordata; Mammalia; Artiodactyla; Cervidae.